Molecule: messenger RNA, 3816 nt
Organism: Saccostrea echinata
Lineage: Eukaryota; Metazoa; Mollusca; Bivalvia; Ostreida; Ostreidae
Product: mucin-2-like
Exons: 2
Source: RefSeq, a predicted model, not a curated record
GAAGCCUUGACCACUACUACUGAAGCACCAACAACUACCACAACUACUGAAACUCCAAGCACUACAACAACUACAGAGGCACCAACAACUACCACUACAGAAGCCUUGACCACUACUACUGAAGCACCAACAACUACCACAACUACUGAAACUCCAAGCACUACAACAACUACAGAGGCACCAACAACUACCACUACAGAAGCCUUGACCACUACUACUACUGAAGCACCAACAACUACCACAACUACUGAAACUCCAAGCACUACAACAACUACAGAGGCACCAAUAACUACCACUACAGAAGCCUUGACCACUACUACUACUGAAGCACCAACAACUACCACAACUACUGAAUCUCCAACCACAACAACAACUACACAAGCACCAACAACUACCACUACAGAAGCCUUGACCACUACUACUACUGAAGCACCAACAACUACCACAACUACUGAAACUCCAAGCACUACAACAACUACAGAGGCACCAACAACUACCACUACAGAAGCCUUGACCAUUACAACUGAAGCACCAACAACUACCACAACUACUGAAACUCCAAGCACUACAACAACAACUACAGAGGCACCAACAACUACCACUAUAGAAGCCUUGACCACUACUACUGAAGCACCAACAACUACCACAACUACUGAAACUCCAAGCACUACAACAACUACAGAGGCACCAAUAACUACCACUACAGAAGCCUUGACCACUACUACUACUGAAGCACCAACAACUACCACAACUACUGAAACUCCAAGCACUACAACAACUACAGAGGCACCAACAACUACCACUACAGAAGCCUUGACCACUACUACUACUGAAGCACCAACAACUACCACAACUACUGAAACUCCAACCACAACAACAACUACACAGGCACCAACAACUACCACCACAGAAGCCUUGACCACUACUACUGAAGCACCAACAACUACCACAACUACUGAAACUCCAAGCACUACAACAACUACAGAGGCACCAACAACUACCACUACAGAAGCCUUGACCACUACUACUGAAGCACCAACAACUACCACAACUACUGAAACUCCAAGCACUACAACAACAACUACAGAGGCACCAACAACUACCACUACAGAAGCCUUGACCACUACUACUGAAGCACCAACAACUACCACAACUACUGAAACUCCAAGCACUACAACAACUACAGAGGUACCAAUAACUACUACUACAGAAGCCUUGACCACUACUACUACUGAAGCACCAACAACUACCACAACUACUGAAACUCCAAGCACUACAACAACUACAACUACUACUGAAGCACCAACAACUACCACAACUACUGAAACUCCAAGCACUACAACAACUACAGAGGCACCAACAACUACCACUACAGAAGCCUUGACCACUACUACUGAAGCACCAACAACUACCACAACUACUGAAACUCCAAGCACUACAACAACUACACAGGCACCAACAACUACCACUACAGAAGCCUUGACCACUACUACUGAAGCACCAACAACUACCACAACUACUGAAACUCCAACCACAACAACAACUACACAGGCACCAACAACUACCACCACAGAAGCCUUGACCACUACUACUGAAGCACCAAGAAGUACCACAACUACUGAAACUCCAAGCACUACAACAAAUACAGAGGCACCAACAACUACCACUACAGAAGUCUUGACCACUACCACUACCGAAGCACCAACAACUACCACAACUACUGAAACUCCAAGCACUACAACAACUACAGAGGCACCAACAACUACCACUACAGAAGCCUUGACCACUACUACUGAAGCACCAACAACAACCACAACUACUGAAACUCCAAGCACUACAACAACUACAGAGGCACCAACAACUACCACUACAGAAGCCUUGACCACUACAACUGAAGCACCAACAACUACCACAACUACUGAAACUCCAAGCACUACAACAACAACUACAGAGGCACCAACAACUACCACUACAGAAGCCUUGACCACUACUUCUGAAGCACCAACAACUACCACAACUACUGAAACUCCAAGCACUACAACAACUACAGAGGCACCAACAACUACCACCACAGAAGCCUUGACCACUACUACUACUGAAGCACCAACAACUACCACAACUACUGAAACUCCAAGCACUACAACAACUACAGAGGCACCAACAACUACCACUACAGAAGCCUUGACCACUACUACUGAAGCACCAACAACUACCACAACUACUGAAACUCCAAGCACUACAACAACUACAGAGGCACCAACAACUACCACUACAGAAGCCUUGACCACUACUACUACUGAAGCAUCAACAACUACCACAACUACUGAAACUCCAAGCACUACAACAACUACAGAGGCACCAACAACUACCACUACAGAAGCCUUGACCACUACUACUACUGAAGCACCAACAACUACCACAACUACUGAAACUGCAAGCACUACAACAACUACACAGGCACCAACAACUACCACUACAGAAGCCUUGACCACUACUACUGAAGCACCAACAACUACCACAACUACUGAAACUCCAAGCACUACAACAACUACAGAGGCACCAACAACUACCACUAUAGAAGCCUUGACCACUACUACUACUGAAGCACCAACAACUACCACAACUACUGAAACUCCAAGCACUACAACAACAACUACACAGGCACCAACAACUACCACUACAGAAGCCUUGACCACUACUACUACUGAAGCACCAACAACUACCACAACUACUGAAACUCCAAGCAAUACAACAACUACAGAGGCACCAACAACUACCACUACAGAAGCCUUGACCACUACUACUACUGAAGCACCAACAACUACCACAACUACUGAAACUCCAAGCACUACAACAACUACAGAGGCACCAACAACUACCACUACAGAAGCCUUGACCACUACAACUGAAGCACCAACAACUACCACAACUACUGAAACUCCAAGCACUACAACAACAACUACAGAGGCACCAACAACUACCACUACAGAAGCCUUGACCACUACUACUGAAGCACCAACAACUACCACAACUACUGAAACUCCAAGCACUAAAACAACUACAGAGGCACCAAUAACUACCACUACAGAAGCCUUGACCACUACUACUACUGAAGCACCAACAACUACCACAACUACUGAAACUCCAAGCACUACAACAACUACAGAGGCACCAACAACUACCACUACAGAAGCCUUGACCACUACUACUACUGAAGCACCAACAACUACCACAACUACUGAAACUCCAACCGCAACAACAACUACACAGGCACCAACAGCUACCACCACAGAAGCCUUGACAACUACUACUGAAGCACCAACAACUACCACAACUACUGAAACUCCAAGCACUACAACAACUACACAGGCACCAACAACUACCACUACAGAAGCCUUGACCACUACUACUACUGAAGCACCAACAACUACCACAACUACUGAAACUCCAAGCACUACAACAACUACAGAGGCACCAACAACUACCACUACAGAAGCCUUGACCACUACAACUGAAGCACCAACAACUACCACAACUACUGAAACUCCAAGCACUACAACAACAACUACAGAGGCACCAACAACUACCACUACAGAAGCCUUGACCACUACUACUGAAGCACCAACAACUACCACAACUACUGAAACUCCAAGCACUACAACAACUACAGAGGCACCAACAACUACCACUACAGAAGCCUUGACCACUACUACUACUGAAGCACCAACAACUACCACAACUACUGAAACUCCAACCACAACAACAACUACAGAGGCACCAACAACUACCACCACAGAAGCCUUGACCACUACUACU